Microthlaspi erraticum is the source of this 2700-nucleotide messenger RNA. The record is from the annotation of a GenBank genome assembly. Lineage: Eukaryota; Viridiplantae; Streptophyta; Magnoliopsida; Brassicales; Brassicaceae.
AUGGGGAAAGAGAACAUAGCGAAGAAGAAGCCUGACAAAAAAGGCAUGAAGAAGACGGGACCAGAUGCAGUGGCCAUGAAAGCCAAAUCCCAGAAAGUAGACAAUCCAUUUGAAUCAAUCUGGUCUCGCCGGAAGUUCAACGUCCUCGGAAAGAAGCGUAAAGGCGAAGAACGCCGCUUGGGUCUCUCACGGUCUCGCGCUGUCGACAAAAGGAAGGAAACGCUGCUGAAAGAGUACGAACAGAGCUUAAAGUCUUCAACUUUUCUCGAUAAGCGUAUUGGAGAGCAGAACGAUGACCUUGGAGAGUUCGAUAAGGGUAUAAUCCGAUCUCAGAGAGAGCGUCAGAUGAAAUUAGCAAAGAAGAGCAUUUACAAUUUGUCUGAUGGGGAGGAAGAUAUUUAUGAAGAUGGAGGUCUUGGUGGUUCUUCUUUGAAGGAUGAUUAUGAUUCUGGAGCAUUGUCAGAUGAAGAUCUUCAAGACGAUGAUCUUGAAGCUGCUGAAGCAAAGAGACUAAAGCAUCUAAACAAAAACAGAACGCAUGAAUCAUCUGAAGAGGGAGAGAGGCGUAAGAGUAAGAAAGAAGUGAUGGAAGAGAUCAUCAUGAAGAGCAAACUUGGCAAGAUGGAGAAAGCUAAGAAGACGGAAGAAAAGGCGAAGCUGAUGGAUGAGCUUGAUAAAGACUUCAAGUCCUUGGAAAAUUCUCAUGCGAUGGCGAGAUUAACUCAAGACUUUGACCUCCCUGAGGAUCCAGAGGAUCAGAAAUAUAAAAUGCAGGUAGAUAUGAUGUCGAUGGACAUUCGUGCUCGUCCUUCUGAGAGGACAAAGACGCCUGAAGAAAUUGCUCAGAAUGAGCGAGAGAAGUUAGAGGAGCUUGAGGAGGAGCGUAAGAAGAGGAUGCAAGAAACUGAGGAUUUGAGCGACGGGGAUGAGGAAAGUGAUGGUGAGGAAUCAUCAAAGAGGCUAAGGCCCAUUUCCGGCGAUGAUCUUGGUGAUGACUUCUCAGUUGAUGAAGAGGUGCCGAAAAAGGGAUGGAUUAAUGAUGUCCUUGAAAGGAAGGAUGAUGAUGAUGGUUCUUCUGAGGAGUCAGGAAGUGAAGGAGAAGAAGAUGACGAGGAAGGGGAGGAGGAGUCAGAUGAGGAUGAUCAGAAGCAGAGAAAAAGUCAUUCUUUAAAGGAUUGGGAACAAAGUGAUGAUGAGCUAGAGGCAGAGCUGGAAGAUGACACUGACGAUGAUGAUGAUGAUGAAGAAGAAGAAGAAGAAGAAGAAGAAGAACCAAGAGUACUUAAAAAGUCAAAGAAGGACAAUGCUGCUCCUGAAGCUGUGAAACAAAAAACCAAUCUGAAGAAAUUGAGUUCAUCACAGCGUGAUAUUCCUUUCGUGAUUGAUGCUCCAAAGAGUUUUGAGGAAUUGACUGCUCUAGUUGAAGAUUGUUCCAACUCAGAUGUUCUUAUAAUCAUCAACCGAAUCCGGACUUCAAAUUCAAUCAAGCUUGCAGCUGAAAACCGGAAGAAAAUGCAGGUCUUCUAUGGUAUCCUCUUGCAGUACUUUGCCGUGCUUACAAACAAGAAGCCCUUGAACUUCGAGCUAAUAAAUCUACUUGUCAAACCUUUGAUUGAGAUGAGCAUGGAGAUUCCCUACUUUGCUGCUAUAUGUGCCCGCCAGAGACUUCUAAAGACCCGUUCACAAUUUUGCGAGGCUAUCAAGAAUCCAGAGGAUGGAUGCUGGCCUUCCUUGAAGACAGUGUUUCUCCUGAAGCUUUGGUCCAUGAUCUUUCCGUGCUCUGACUAUCGCCAUGCUGUGAUGACCCCGUCGAUACUGUUGAUGUGUGAAUAUCUCAUGCGUUGUCCCAUCUCUUCUGGUCGUGAUGUUGCCAUUGGUUCCUUCUUAUGCUCCAUUGUUCUCUUGGUUGCUAAACAAUCUAAAAAGUUCUGUCCUGAAGCCAUACUAUUUAUCCGGACUCUUCUCAUGGCUGCUUCAGACGAAAAGUCACCAUCAUCUGAAGAAUCUGAGUUUUAUCAUUUUAUGGAGUUGAAAUCGCUGACUCCAUUGCUGUGCAUACAAGACGAGGUCAAAGAGGUCAUGCCACUAAACUUCCUAAAGAUAAUGGAUGAGCCAGCUGAUUCUCCAUAUUUCAGUUCUGAUGAAUUCAGAGCAAGCAUCCUCUCAAGCAUAGUGGAGACUCUCAAGGGGUUUGUGGAGAUAAGCGGAGGAUUAAGUUCUUUUCCAGAGAUCUUCAUGCCAUUCUCAACUUUAUUAAACCAAGUUGGGAAUCAAGAAAAGAUGCCAGAAACUAUCAAGGAGAAGUUUGAAGAUGUUGCGCAGCUAAUCGAAGAGAAAACCAGCGAGCAUCAAAAGCAACGCAGACCACUCACUUUGCGUAAGCAGAAGCCAGACGGCAUCAGAAUGUCCACUCCCAAAUUUGAAGCCAACUAUGUUAAAGGCAGGGAUUACGACCCAGACAAGUUCCGAUCGGAGCACAAGAAGCUGAAGAAGUUGUUGAAGAGCGACUUUAAGAAAGCAGCAAGUGAGCUGCGCAAGGACAACUACUUCAUCAGCGAGGUUAAAGCUAAAGAAAAGGCUGAGCAAGAGCAGGAGAGAAAGGAGAAGUAUGGCAAAAACUUGGCCUUCCUUCAAGAACAAGAACAUGCAGCUAAAUCUGGACAACUUGGUAAAGGCAGUGGCAGGAAGAGAAGACAUUGA